AUGCAUAAUGCCAAUGAUCUCCUGAGAGACAGUAUAUUCUCAGCCAAUGCAAAUGGUGUUUGGAGGACAGAUGGGUCAUAUUUUCAUGCGACCGAAACACGCAGUGUGUCCCCAGGCUGUAUCAAUGUAUCUCCCUGCUGGUUUCAACAGGGCCACGAGGUUAGUCGCAUCUCACAAGACUUCUGUCCAGACGUGUCGGCUACUCUCAAAAGUCCCCAUGGAUUAUCCAUCAUUAAGUCUAUGCAACGACCUUCCCUGCUCAUCUCGGCCGCAUUGAGGGUCAUGCACCCUAGUCUAUAUUGGGACCCAUUGCGAACCACCAUUGAGAUCGGACGCUGGGCUUAUUCCACUGGACGAAGUGAGAUGUAUGAUCGCAUUAGGUAUUGGGUGUCGGUCUUCACAGGUGCUGCUAUAAUGGCCAACCGAUGGUCACCCGCACAUCGCGAUCCCCAAUGCUGCCCUGAAUGGUUUGAUAUCAUGACAUGCAUCGGCAACUAUCCAAACACCCACAUGAAGCUUCCUAAUCUAGGUAUCGAGUUGGUAUAUGACUCAGGGGUGAUGGUAGCAUUCUGUGGUCGGCUUGUCCGACAUGAGGUAGAUGUCAGGUCGGGCGACCAAUGGGUGUGGGCAUGGUUUAUGAGAGACAGUGUGCAUAAUCAUUUCAAGAUACCAUGCGGACAGCACUCAAUCUAUGCUCAGGAGGAUUAUGCGAAAUACAGCAAGGUAGAAGACAUUUCAGGCAGUAUGUGA
Molecule: messenger RNA, 750 nt
Organism: Suillus fuscotomentosus
Lineage: Eukaryota; Fungi; Basidiomycota; Agaricomycetes; Boletales; Suillaceae
Exons: 2
Coding region: 1-750 (249 amino acids)
Source: RefSeq, a predicted model, not a curated record